AUGGGUGAAUUGAACUCGAGCCUUUGUCAACUAAAUUGGCUCAUUUCCAAAAAGGGUGAAGCUGUGAAUGAGUCGCCAAGCAUUCCUGAGCCACCAAAGCCAAGGGUUGUUCGGGAUGACGAUAAACCACCGUACUCCUAUACUCAGCUAAUUCGGAUGGCAAUAGAGAAUACACCGGGUAAAAAAUGCUCACUUAAUGGGAUUUACACGUAUAUCAUGGAUAACUUCAAAUACUAUCGAGAAAACCGGAACGCCAGUUGGAAGAAUUCCGUCAGGCACAACUUAUCUCUUAACAAGCAGUUCAGACGUUUAGACAAAAAAGAAGGCGAGAAAGGAUCUCUAUGGGUAUGUGUCAAUGCACCAGAGAGGCGACUACGUUCGUUGGAUGGUUCCCCACCUCGUAUUAAUCCGACGAUUGAACGAUUGUACAUCAAAGGACGUCUUGCAGCACAUACAACUCCGCCUACAAAUGCCGGUGAGAACAACCAUUCGGUUGUUGAUCGCGAUCAGACGAACACAUUGACGGAGAAAUUUCCCGAAGCACUGUUUUCAGAAGAAAUGCAACUAGAGAACGAUGAUGACCUCUCCGAGUUGUCCCUGUUUGCGUCUCAAGACCUAUCAGCAUCCUUCAAAGCUGUCUACGAUCAGUUGUUUCCUAGCGAUGAUCAGUGUGAUAAGAAUAAGACGGAAGAACAAAUUGAUUGGCUAAAAAUUGGAAUGGAAACAGCAGGUAUCGACUAUUCUAAUGAGGAUGAUUUACGCAAUGUGGACACCGAACGUCUCAGUGAUUACAUGAGUAGCAUGUUCCCUGAGUACAUGUCCUAUCGCGCCAAUGACGAAUUUCAACGGAUUAAUGAUUACAAUAACAUUCAUCGUUUGUCAAUGACACAUGGUAGUCAUGAAAUGGUGGAUGAUGAGUCUGAAGACGAGUUCGAUUGGAGUAGUAUAACCUGA
Haemonchus placei is the source of this 954-nucleotide messenger RNA. The record is from the annotation of a GenBank genome assembly. NCBI's taxonomy places the organism in Eukaryota, Metazoa, Nematoda, Chromadorea, Rhabditida, Trichostrongylidae.